AUGGCCAUCACCGACGACCCCUCACAGCUCGAGCAUGCCGACCUCGAGGAGCUGCUGAAGAAUGACAACAGCGUCAAGGUCGCCGGCGUAGACAUCGAUGGCCAGCUUCGCGGCAAGCUCAUGUCCAAGAAGAAGUUCUUCUCCGUCGCCAAAUCUGGCUUUGGUUUUUGCUCGGUGAUCUUUGGCUGGGACAUGCAUGACCAGACGUAUUUCAAAGAGCUCAAGAUCAGCAAUGCAGAGAAUGGAUACAGAGACAUUACGGCAGAGAUUGACCUGACCAGCUUCAGAAGGAUACCGUGGGAGAACAACGUGCCUUUCUUUCUCGUCAGCUUUCGCGAGCCUGAAGGUGGGAGUCUCAGCGCCUGUCCGAGGAGUUUGCUUGAACGGGCUGUCGACAAGAUAAGUGCGAAGGGCAUUGGUGCAUUGGCUGGAGCUGAAUACGAAUUUUACACCUUCCGAGCACCUUCCCACACCCAUCAAUCGCCUGAAGAGAGGAACUCGAGCGCCACGGCUACCUUCCUCCAGAACAACCCAGUCACAAAUCUGCCCAGUCUGGAGGAGGGCAUGUUUGGAUACUCGCUCACCCGACCAGUGCACAAUCAGGAUUGGUACUACGACAUCUUCAAUGCGAGCAUCAAGUUCAGGUGUGAUGUAGAAGGUUGGCAUACCGAGAGCGGCCCUGGAGUGUAUGAGGCAGCUUUGGAGUAUGGAGAGAUCAAGUCGAUGGCAGACAAGGCUUCGCUUUUCAAAUUCACGGUCAAGAGCAUCAGCUCCAAGUACGGCAUCACGCCUUGCUUCAUGGCUAAGCCCAGGGAAAACUUGCCAGGAAACAGCGGUCACAUGCACAUCUCUCUCAAGGACAACAAGACCGGCGCAAACCUCUUCGUCAGGGAGAAAGAGGAUCCUAAUCCGCCUCACGAAGGCCUUGAGAAUGUGUCUGAUAUGGGACGGUGCUUCCUGGCUGGGGUUCUGGAAGGUCUGCCCGAUAUUAUGCCCAUCCUCGCUCCUACGGUCAACAGCUACAAACGCCUGGUGGAGAACUUCUGGGCACCAGUGACAGUAUCUUGGGGACUCGAGCACCGUGCUGCAUCGAUUCGCCUCAUCGCACCGCCUACAUGCCCACCGAAAGGUACCAGGCUGGAGAUUCGCGUUCCGGGCGCAGACACCAACGCUCACCUUGUGCUUGGAGCAAUCCUGGCGCUGGGCUAUCGAGGCAUCGAGAAGAAGCUGCAAGUUUCAAUCCCACCGCUCGGUAAGGGCCAAGACGUUGGUGGUGUAGAAGACAAGGGCGAGCGACUGGCAAAGAGCCUGAAGGAUGCCACUGCGAGGUUCUCGAGGAAGAACAGCGUUGCGAGAGAGGUCUUGGGCAACGACUUUGUGGAUCACUAUACUGGCACGCGAGAGCAUGAGAUCAGCUUGUGGGACGAGGCAGUUACUGAUUGGGAGGUGAGACGGUACAUUGAGACCGUUUAA
Zasmidium cellare ATCC 36951 is the source of this 1473-nucleotide messenger RNA. RefSeq lists its product as uncharacterized. Gene Ontology annotation, molecular function: glutamine synthetase activity. NCBI's taxonomy places the organism in Eukaryota, Fungi, Ascomycota, Dothideomycetes, Mycosphaerellales, Mycosphaerellaceae. Bases 1 to 1473 code for a protein of 490 amino acids. The record is from RefSeq and is a predicted model, not a curated record. The transcript has 3 exons.